AUGCCGCCCAAGAAGAAGGGGAACAAAAAGGCAGCCGAUGAUUGGGAGGCAGAAUUGGGCGAGUCUAUCGCACCUACGAACGGCAAUGCCUCCGCACCACCUGAUGAGACAGAGAACAAGGACGAGGAUGACGCCCCCGUCGGCGGUCUCAUGGCCAUGAUGAAAAAGAAUCGCGAAAAGCGGAAGAAGAAAGGCCUGUCGGAGGACUUCGUCGACCCAGAUGCUUCUGCCCCUGCUCCAGCGCCCGAGCCUGAGAUUGCAGUCAAGCCUCCCCAGGAAGCCUCCGUAGAGGAUGAAUUCCCAUUGCCAGAGAAGAAGGGCAAGGGCGGAAAGCAGGCCAAGCCGCAGCAACCGCCGGCCAAGGCAGCCAGCGCCGCCGCAGGGGAUGCCGGCGACGAUGAGACUGGCGAAGGCGGAAGAAUACUAACAAAAGCCGAGAAGGAGAAGUUAAAAAAAGAGAGAGAGAAGCAGAGGAAGAAAGAACAGGCCGCGAAGAAGAAGACUACGACGCCAGCUCCCGCUCCUCCGAAGGCUGCCGAGGCUGCAAAGCCAGCUGCGGAGGAGAAGAAAGAUAUUCCCGUUCCCGAACCCGCGGCCGAGGCUAGUGGUAAGAAGGGGAAGAAACUACCUGCACAUCUACAAGCCAUUCAAAAACAACAAGAGGCUUUGCGGCAGCAGCGAGAAGAGGCCGAACGUCUCGCCGCCGAAGAGAAGGCACAGAUCGAAGCAUUAGAGCGGGAAGAGGCCGAGGCCAACAAACGGAGAGAAGAGGAGAAGGCUCGCAAGAAGCAGAAGGAAAAGGAAAAAAUCGAGCAGCUUAAGAAAGAGGGCAAAUUCCUGACCAAGGCGCAAAGGGAAGAGAAAGCCCGGAACGAGAGGAAAUUACAGCAGAUGAUCAAUGCCGGCAUCAAGGUUGGCCCUUCCGAGGAAGCUGCCGAGGAGAAGAAGAAGGUUGCCUACGACAACAAGAAGCGCAGCAAGAAGAUUCAACAAAAGGUCGAUGAGGAGAAAACUUUAGCCGAAGCCGCCGAGCGCGCGAGAUUGCAAGCUGAGGCUGCAGCGAAGGAAGCUGAAGAAAACGCUGCCAGGGAAGCCGCCGCGGCCGAGGAAGCGGCUCGGGCGGCCGCGGCGGCGCGGGCGGACAGUGAUAUCGAAGAUGAUUGGGAGGCCGCCGCUGCCGCGGCCGAGGGCGACGUGAGAGAUAGCUGGGACGCCGACUCGGAGGAGGAAGCCGAGGCGUCGGCGAAGCCUGCCACGAAUGGGAAGGCUUCGCAGCCUGACUCGGCGAAAGCCCAAUCCCAGCCUAAGCCAGGCGAAUCCGAAUCCGAAGAUGAAUCCUCGGAAGACGAAGCGCAAACUGCCGCGCAGGCUGCGGAAGCUCAACGGAAGAAGGAGGCGGCCGAACGACGAGAGAAGGCCCAUCAGGCCGCCCUUGCUGCGCGGUCAAAGGACAACCUCCGGUCGCCAAUCUGCUGUAUCCUGGGACACGUCGAUACUGGCAAGACAAAGCUAUUGGACAAGAUCCGACAGACCAACGUGCAGGAGGGCGAAGCCGGCGGUAUCACCCAACAGAUCGGCGCGACGUACUUCCCCGUCGACGCCAUCAAACAGAAGACGGCUGUCGUCAAUGCGGAUGGGGCCUUCGAGUUCAAGGUUCCGGGUCUCCUGAUCAUCGACACCCCAGGUCACGAGUCCUUCUCGAACUUGCGAUCAAGAGGAUCGUCGCUUUGUAACAUCGCCAUUCUCGUCGUCGAUAUAAUGCACGGCCUCGAGCCCCAGACCCUCGAAUCCAUGAAGCUACUUCGGGAUCGCAAGACGCCCUUUAUUGUCGCUCUCAACAAGAUAGACCGUCUCUACGGCUGGAAGAAGGUUGAUAAUAACGGCUUCCAAGAGAGCUUGGCUCUCCAGAGUAAGGGUGUGCAGAACGAGUUCAAGAACCGGUUAGAAUCGACGAAGCUGGCGUUCGCCGAGCAGGGCUUCAACGCCGAACUCUAUUACGAAAACAAGUCGAUGGCUAGAAAUGUGUCGUUGGUACCCACCUCGGCUCACACAGGCGAAGGUAUUCCCGACAUGCUGAAGCUCAUCCUCCAGCUGACCCAGGAGAGGAUGGUGGGCUCCCUGAUGUAUCUAUCUGAGGUCCAGGCCACCGUUCUAGAAGUCAAGGCGAUCGAAGGCUUUGGUAUGACCAUCGACGUCAUCCUAUCCAACGGUAUCCUCCGAGAGGGUGACCGGAUAGUGGUCUGCGGUGUAGAGGGGGCGAUCACGACGAAUAUCCGCGCCCUCCUCACACCCGCCACCAUGAAGGAGCUGCGUGUCAAAUCCCAAUACGUACACAACAAGGAAGUCAAGGCCGCGGUCGGUGUCAAGAUUAGCGCACCCGGUCUCGAGGGAGCCAUUGCCGGGUCCCGACUGCUCGUGGUUGGGCCGGAUGACGACGAAGAGGACCUCGAGGAAGAGAUCGAGUCCGAUCUUAACAAGCUAUUCAGCCGUGUCGCCACGACUGGGCGUGGUGUCAGCGUGCAAGCCUCGACCCUGGGUUCUCUCGAGGCCCUGCUCGAUUUCCUGAAGGAUUGCAAGAUUCCGGUGGCCAACGUCGGAAUCGGCCCCGUGUUCAAGCGAGAUGUCAUCCAAUGCGCGACGAUGCUUGAGAAGAACCCCGACCAUGCUGUCAUGCUCUGCUUUGACGUUAAGAUUGAUAAAGAGGCUCAGGCGUACGCAGACGAUCAAGGCAUCAAGAUCUUUACUGCCGAUAUCAUCUACCACCUUUUCGACGCCUUCACGAAGCACAUGGAGGAACAGCUCGAAAAGAAGAGGGAAGAGUCGAAGCUAUUGGCUGUCUUCCCUUGUGUGCUGAACCCGGUGGCCGUCUUCAACAAGACGAGUCCCAUCGUCGUAGGCGUGGACGUUGUGGACGGUAGCCUCAAGAUCAACACCCCGAUUGCCGCCGUCAAGCAAAAUCCAACGACGGGCGCCAAGGAGAUCAUCAGUCUGGGGAGAGUGACCUCGAUCGAGAGAGAUCAUAAGCAGAUUCCAGUUUGCAAGAAGGGUCAGCCCUCGGUGGCGGUAAAGAUCGAGAUGGGAGGCCAUCAGCCCACCUAUGGGCGGCAGCUCGAGGAAAAAGAUAUGCUCUACAGCCUGAUUUCCCGCGCCAGCAUCGACACGCUGAAGGAAUUCUACCGGAAAGACGUGUCGACAGAGGAGUGGCAGCUCAUUAUCAAGCUCAAGCCAUUGUUUGACAUCAAUUAG
Durotheca rogersii is the source of this 3246-nucleotide messenger RNA. RefSeq lists its product as uncharacterized. Gene Ontology annotation, molecular function: GTP binding; translation initiation factor activity; GTPase activity. The coding region runs from base 1 to 3246 and encodes 1081 amino acids. The record is from RefSeq and is a predicted model, not a curated record. NCBI's taxonomy places the organism in Eukaryota, Fungi, Ascomycota, Sordariomycetes, Xylariales, Xylariaceae. The transcript is spliced from 4 exons.